This is a messenger RNA of Mollisia scopiformis, 457 nucleotides long. RefSeq lists its product as uncharacterized. Bases 121 to 381 code for a protein of 86 amino acids. Lineage: Eukaryota; Fungi; Ascomycota; Leotiomycetes; Helotiales; Mollisiaceae. The record is from RefSeq and is a predicted model, not a curated record. The transcript has 2 exons.
GUUUUGUUAGGAUAUGAGGCUAAGCUAUGAAUAGAUUCGAGUAUAAGUGCUCUAGAAUUGGGGCCGUCAUAUCUCGAGGUCGAAUCGAGGGGUAUCCUUGAAUGGUGGCAUCGAAGGGUUAUGGACGAUGAAGGCAACCCAAAGGACAACUUCUUGAUCGGAGUUGUGCGUCAAACAUUGCUGGUUCUAAUUUUGUUGCUAUGGAUGUUAUUGCAUUUGGUUGUGGCUAUGAUGGUUGUGAUUGUUUCAAGUCUUGGAAGAGCAGUCAGGUGGCUAGGCGGUUGGAGGACCGAUCUGGGGAUGGAUUAUGAACUCGUGGAGAGGACGGAGAAGGAGAAGUUGUGGCCACCGCAUUCUGUUUGUGACGAUGUUGAAGAAUGAGCAAAGGGUAAGAUGCCCACAACUUCCAAGGUCACUCGACAGGAAUGGAGGAAAGGGAGUCGAAACGACUUUCGAG